This is a messenger RNA of Hemicordylus capensis (graceful crag lizard), 1272 nucleotides long. It is a transcript of the gene SF3A2, whose product is annotated as splicing factor 3a subunit 2. Bases 189 to 1139 code for a protein of 316 amino acids. Gene Ontology annotation, cellular component: U2-type prespliceosome; catalytic step 2 spliceosome; U2 snRNP. Gene Ontology annotation, biological process: spliceosomal complex assembly. The transcript is spliced from 9 exons. Gene Ontology annotation, molecular function: zinc ion binding; nucleic acid binding. Lineage: Eukaryota; Metazoa; Chordata; Lepidosauria; Squamata; Cordylidae. The record is from RefSeq and is a predicted model, not a curated record.
GCGCGGGGAGGCUCUACUCUGACUUUAUCCAGAAGACAAGGGAGAGACAGGGCCUUAUUGUCCCGCAGGCUGAAAGCGGCCGAGGAGGCACCUUAGGGGAAGCCCGAGAGCAGCAGCCCCAUCCUUGAGGCGGCCCCUUCGUAAGAGCCUUUUCUCCUAGGUUGGUUUGAAGCCCAAAGAGACCAGCCAUGGAUUUUCAGCACCGUCCAGGAGGCAAAACGGGCAGCGGAGGCGUCGCCUCGGCCUCCGAAAGCAACAGAGACCGCCGAGAGAGGCUGAGGCAGCUGGCCUUGGAAACCAUCGAUAUCAACAAGGAUCCCUAUUUUAUGAAAAACCACUUGGGGUCGUACGAGUGCAAGCUCUGCCUGACGCUUCACAACAACGAGGGAAGCUACUUGGCUCACACGCAGGGGAAGAAGCAUCAGACUAACUUGGCACGCCGCGCUGCUAAGGAAGCGAAGGAAGCCCCUGCUCAGCCUGCGCCCGAGAAGGUGAAAGUCGAAGUCAAGAAGUUUGUCAAAAUUGGACGGCCGGGUUACAAAGUUACCAAACAGAGGGAUCCGGAGAUGGGCCAGCAGAGCCUCCUCUUCCAGAUCGACUACCCAGAAAUUGCGGAAAGCAUAAUGCCACGGCAUCGCUUCAUGUCGGCAUACGAGCAGAGGAUCGAGCCCCCUGACCGGCGCUGGCAGUACCUCUUGAUGGCAGCCGAACCCUACGAGACCAUCGCUUUCAAGGUGCCAAGCAGAGAGAUUGACAAAGCAGAAGGGAAAUUCUGGACCCACUGGAACCGAGAAACCAAGCAGUUCUUCCUUCAGUUCCAUUUCAAGAUGGAGAAGCCUCCCGCGCCCCAGAGCAUCCCCGCUGGACCAGCCACCGUGAAGAGGCCUCCUCCUCCGCCCCUCAUGAACGGCUUGCCCCCCCGGCCCCCGCUCCCAGACUCACUCCCUCCACCGCCUCCUGGGGGCUUGGCUAUGCCCCCCAUGCCUCCCCCCACUGGGCCCGUGCCCUUGCCCCCCGGGCCACCUCAGCUCCCGCCAGCUCCCGGCGUCCCUCCUCCCGCUCCGAUGCCUCCGAUGCUGAGACCCCCUCUCCCCACAGAGGGGCCUGGGAACAUCCCCCCGCCACCACCCACCAAUUAGGAAGCCCGUUUCAUUUCAGGACUCUUUUGCACCCAGAAGGCCCCGUCUGGAUCCCGUUGGUUGGUUGGUUGGUUUUUUUAAAAAAGCGACUCUUGUCUGAAUUCUUGUAGAUUGAUUAAAAAAAAGAGAUCUC